Pelobates cultripes (western spadefoot toad) is the source of this 345-nucleotide messenger RNA. The record is from the annotation of a GenBank genome assembly. NCBI's taxonomy places the organism in Eukaryota, Metazoa, Chordata, Amphibia, Anura, Pelobatidae.
AUGGUGGACCUCCAUUCAGAUUCGUUCCAGAGCUCGACUACGGUCUCAGAUGAGGAUAUUGACCUCUCGGAACCUCCAUCCCCACCCCACAGAUACCCGGGACAUGUCCAGCGACAGCCUGAACCCCUACUGGCCUCAAAGUCAGACCUCUCAAUCAUUGUCUCAGACCUAAAGGCCUUCUUUGCAUCUGAAUUAGUGCUUUUGGAGGACCUGGGCACGCUGAAAGGCCGCAUUAAGGCCACAGAAGAGGAUAUUCAAGACCUCAGAAUCAUUCAAGACUUUUCGGCAACACAAACAACCUCCGCUCUACCUGCGAGCACCUUAAUGCCAGUAUUGGGCAGCUAG